Messenger RNA from Clonostachys byssicola, 1212 nucleotides. NCBI's taxonomy places the organism in Eukaryota, Fungi, Ascomycota, Sordariomycetes, Hypocreales, Bionectriaceae. The record is from the annotation of a GenBank genome assembly.
AUGUGCUUUGGCAGCCGCAAGGACGGCGACACCGGCGUCGCCCGGUCGAGAGAGAUCGAUAAGCAGAUUCGCCAAGAUGAGAAGCGGAUGACGAGGGAAGUCAAGCUUCUUCUGCUGGGCGCUGGAGAGUCAGGAAAAUCAACGAUUCUGAAGCAGAUGAAGCUCAUCUAUACACAAGGUUUCAGCAAGAGCGAGAAGCUCGAGUGGAAACCCGUCAUCUUCAACAACAUUGUUCAGUCCUUCAAGACCAUCCAUGAUGCGAUGAAUGAGCUGAACAUCAGCUUUGAGAAGCCCGAGAGCGAGGUAAGAUUACUCUCCCAACAACCCCCGAGCAACACAAACCGCGAGUUAUCAAAUCUUCAUGGACCUCGUGCGCUUUGCCAUCCCGGGAUUCCGGGUGUCAUGCGAGCCUUCGGCGCCAGAAAUGCGGCGCAAGGUGCGAAACACGGUAAACACAUGGCGCUCGUGCUAAUUGAGCGCGAAAUCGGUCUGGAGGAGCGAAUGCCUCUUGACUAUCUCGAGCCUGUCAAGGCGCUGUGGCAGGACGCUGGUGUCAAGGCUGCCAUCGCCAAGGGCAACGAAUACGCCUUACACGACAAUCUCUCAUACUUCAUUGAGGAUGUCGAUCGAUUGUGGGCAGUCGACUACGUGCCCAACGACCAAGAUCUCCUUCGCUCGCGACUACGAACAACAGGUAUCACAGAAACGAUAUUUGACCUGGGUCAAUUGACUUACCGGAUGUUUGAUGUUGGUGGCCAGAGAUCAGAGCGAAAGAAGUGGAUUCACUGUUUCGAGAACGUCAACUGCCUACUGUUCUUGGUUGCUAUCAGCGGCUAUGAUCAGUGUCUGGUGGAAGACAAGGACGGAAACCAAAUGAACGAGGCUCUCAUGCUGUGGGAGUCGAUUGUGAACUCGCACUGGUUCACCAAGUCGGCUCUGAUUCUUUUCCUGAACAAAAUGGACCUUUUCCGAGAGAAGCUUCCCCGAAGCCCGAUUGGCGACUACGGAUUUACUGACUACGCGGGCCCGGCAUCUGAUGCUGAUUCCGCGAGUAAGUACUUCUUGGACAAGUUCAGGGCGCUGAACCGCAACCCGGAGAAGGAAAUCUACGGACACUUCACCAACGCCACGGACACCAACCUGCUGAAGAUCACCAUGGGCUCGGUGCAGGAUAUGAUCAUCCAGCGCAAUCUGAAGCAGUUAAUCCUGUAA